GGAGUAUUACUAUUUUGUGGCACAAGGUUGCGCGUGUGUAUAGUAAAAUUUUUCCGAUGUAGUCGUUUCCUUUUCCGCUUGGCUCUACGAAAGAACCAAAAUGGUACAACGCUUAACCUAUCGACGUCGAUUGUCAUAUAAUACAAAAAGUAACAGGAGACGCGUUGUUCGCACUCCUGGUGGAAAAUUAGUAUAUCAAUAUCUUAAAAAACCGAAAAAGAUUCCAAGAUGUGGUCAAUGCAAAGAUAAAUUAAGAGGUAUUCAACCAGCUAGACCCAUGGAAAGAUCACGAAUGUGCAGACGCAAAAAAACUGUAAAACGAGUAUAUGGCGGUGUUCUCUGUCACAAAUGCGUCAAAGAAAGGAUCGUUCGCGCUUUUCUUAUCGAGGAACAAAAAAUUGUUAUAAAGGUGAUGAAAACUCAUGCGUUCGCAAAAUUGAAGAAAACAGAAAAAUAAUAAUUUCGUUUUUAUUAAUUAAAUAAAAUAUAUUUAAAAGUACAAAAAA
This is a messenger RNA of Apis cerana (Asiatic honeybee), 506 nucleotides long. RefSeq names its product large ribosomal subunit protein eL34. NCBI's taxonomy places the organism in Eukaryota, Metazoa, Arthropoda, Insecta, Hymenoptera, Apidae. Gene Ontology annotation, cellular component: ribosome. Gene Ontology annotation, molecular function: structural constituent of ribosome. Gene Ontology annotation, biological process: translation. The record is from RefSeq and is a predicted model, not a curated record.